AUGGCAUCAUCCAUCGCAUCCUAUGUCACCACCGACAAUUCGUCGUCUGCACCGUCUAACCGUCCCGCCCCACCAAUCGCUUCAGACAUCCUCACGCAUAUCGGCCAAACUCCGCUUGUAAAGCUCAAUCGAAUCCCACAAUCACUGGGUAUCAAAGCUACCGUCUAUGCGAAAUGCGAAUAUUUCAAUGCAGGCGGUAGUGUGAAGGACAGAAUUGCGAAGAGGAUGGUGUUGGAGGCUGAGAAGAGUGGGAGGAUUAAGCCUGGUGAUACUCUGAUUGAACCUACUAGUGGGAAUACUGGCAUAGGUCUAGCACUCGUCGGCGCUGUCCGAGGGUACAGGGUAAUAAUCACCCUUCCCGAAAAGAUGUCAGCAGAAAAGGUCUCGGUCCUUCGAGCUCUUGGUGCAGAAAUCGUUCGUACACCAACCGAAGCCGCGUGGGAUGCUCCGGAGUCCCACAUCGGGGUCGCAAAACGUCUGCAGCAAGAAAUCCCAAACAGUCACAUCCUAGACCAAUACGCAAACGUUGAUAACCCGCUUGCGCAUGAAUAUGGAACCGCGGAGGAGAUUUGGGAACAAACUGGUGGGAAGAUUGAUAUGCUCGUUGCUGGGGCUGGUACCGGUGGGACUAUCACUGGUAUCGCUAGAGGGUUGAAGAAGCAUAAGAAGGAUAUUAAGAUUGUUGCUGCGGAUCCGUUGGGUAGUAUUUUGGCUUUCCCUGAGGAGCUGAAUACCUCUACGGAAGGGUAUAAGGUUGAGGGUAUUGGAUAUGAUUUCUUACCUGAGGUUCUGAGUAGGGAGAUUGUGGAUAAGUGGUAUAAGACCGAGGAUAAGGAGAGUUUUAUGUUUUCUAGGAGACUUAUUAGGGAGGAAGGGCUUUUGGUCGGCGGUAGCUCGGGAAGUGCCAUGCAGGCCGCUAUGCAGGCUGCGAAGGACUUGAAUGAGGGAGAUGUAGUAGUUGUGGUUCUACCGGAUAGCGUUAGAAGUUAUCUUACUAAGUUCAUCGACGACGACUGGAUGGUUAACAACGACUUCCUGACCCCCGACGAACUCGAAAAGCCAACAACCUCCAAAUCCCCUUACCAAGACGCCACAAUCCGCUCCCUCCGUCUCAAGAACAUUGUAACAAUCCAAGUCGACGCAAAUGUCAACUCCGCGAUCAAUGUCAUGCGCGAAAAGAGCUUUGACCAACUCCCCGUCCUCUCAGGAACCCGUCUCGUCGGUCUCGUCACCCUCGGAAACUUACUCUCCUUCAUCUCUCGCGGCAAAAUCGACGGCUCGUCAUCGGUUGAAAACGCGAUGUUCGAUUUUAGAAAGAUUCAAGAGGUCAUUACCGAUCCUAAUGAGAUCGGGUCAGUGAGGACACAAUCCGGUGGGAAGUCUGCGGGAGGAAAGAAAAGAGAUUUUGAUCAGAUUACUCUGGAUACUCCCCUUAGUGCUCUCACUAGGUUCUUUGAACAUAACAGUGUGGCUAUUGUGACUGAACCUAGGGAGGAAGGAGGACUGAAGCCUGUGCAUGUUGUCACCAAAGUUGAUCUUUUGGGUUACUUGGUCAGGCAAGGAAAGAAGGAGUAA
Messenger RNA from Orbilia oligospora ATCC 24927, 1575 nucleotides. RefSeq lists its product as uncharacterized. The transcript is spliced from 3 exons. Bases 1 to 1575 code for a protein of 524 amino acids. Lineage: Eukaryota; Fungi; Ascomycota; Orbiliomycetes; Orbiliales; Orbiliaceae. The record is from RefSeq and is a predicted model, not a curated record. Gene Ontology annotation, molecular function: cystathionine beta-synthase activity; cysteine synthase activity. Gene Ontology annotation, cellular component: cytoplasm.